Dissoconium aciculare CBS 342.82 is the source of this 2169-nucleotide messenger RNA. RefSeq lists its product as uncharacterized. Bases 252 to 2081 code for a protein of 609 amino acids. The record is from RefSeq and is a predicted model, not a curated record. Gene Ontology annotation, cellular component: membrane. NCBI's taxonomy places the organism in Eukaryota, Fungi, Ascomycota, Dothideomycetes, Mycosphaerellales, Dissoconiaceae. The transcript has a single exon. Gene Ontology annotation, molecular function: serine-type endopeptidase activity.
CGAAAACUACAUAGUCGGAAACAGGCCUCUACAAAGAGGCGGAACUGAUCUGGGAACUGAUCUGAAAUGACAUGUGAGAUACGGGAGUGUGAAGAGGCUACCCUAACCCUCUCUCCCGAGUUGUCUCCGCAUCAUUAUUCAUUUGUCGAUCAUCGUUGACGAUUCGGUAAAUCAUUGACGCAACGCAAGCUGAAUCGAUGCAUGCAUCUGUCGACACUUGCGCGACUUCGCGCCAGUGACGCUUUCCUGCGAUGAUGAAUUAUGGAUGGACAGCGACAGCGUUCGCAGCCGCUCAUUCCUAUCCUCGCCCGAGCCAGCUCCAAUCUCGACCUCUACUACAGCUGUUUAAUGGCUUCGUUCGCUAUAGGUGCGCGACGCCUCGUGCCCAGCACCACAACUUCGCCUGUCGACGCUCGGUCAUAACUUCGAAUCCAUUCGUACUGUCAAAACAUGAGGCAACUUUUAAAUGCAACUCAGCGCAGAGGACCAGCUCAAGGUCAUUCACACGAGCCACUGCUCUUUUCAACAACGAGUCGAAACUUCAACCUGCUCCAACUAAUGCCGCCUAUACCGAGGGUGUGGUAACCGACGAGACCGCGGACGAGGCCACCCUUACAUGGCGGGACUAUGAUCCAGACGGAGGAAUGCCUCUACCAGACGGUGAGCGUAGCGCAGCCGAUAUCCACAAGAUUUUCGGCAGCGGCCUCGAUGUGGAGACCGGCAAUUACAUUCUCAGCGUAAUGUACUGGCGACGCAUUUCUGGCGCAUUGAUAGAUGUGGGUGCCAGCUUUCCGAAUGAAAGCGGCGUCACUCGAGAACAAGCCUUGCGCGGCUUGGAAUAUAUUCGCGCACAGGAUUUGGCAUUCGACGAGGAAGCUGCAGGACAGCGAUGGGCCGAGGAAGAAGCUGAGAGAGUGCGCGAAGAAUUAAAGCAGCGCGCCGUCAAGCUAGGUUUGUACAAAGCGGAAGAGGAAGUAGAAAUUGUGCCAGAAGAAGAGAAGCAGGGUACCGAACAAGGUCGCCAGAAGACGGGAGAAAGUGUCCUGAUACAGGUUCGUGAAGAGAAUGAGAGGAAGUACGAGUUGGAGAAGGCUGCGAAAGAAUUGGCAGAGGAGAGAGCAAAAAUCGCAGCUGUACAUGCAGCGCGAGGCCCACUUGAACUGCUUGGAGGAGUUCAGCCGCGAAUCUCGUUGUUCACGAACCUUGUCGGCACGGGCUCGGGCGAACUUGCGAUAGGAUCUCCGGAGAGUGGUGCGUGGCUACAACCUGUGACGCGCCAACCCUGGGUGAAAUACUACGAGGAGCAAGCGGCAAUCAUCAAAGAUAAUGAGAUUCCACAGCUUUCGACAAUGCAACGUCUCGGUCCUGCCUUCCUGGUCUUACUUAUCACUCUUGGCGGCUGCUACUAUAUCGGAUCAAACUACACACCUCCGCCGCAGAGCGCUCGAAUGUUCCCUGACACACCUCCAUCCGUGGCCACUAUUGCAGUCAUCUCAGGACUGCUCGUUACAAGCUUUUUUGCAAACCGCUUGCCACCGCUUUGGCGAACAUACAGCAAAUACUUCAGCAUCACGCCCGGCUACCCCAAUGCCUUGUCUAUCCUGGGUGCUUCCUGGCGACACGAUAACUUGCGGCAUCUUCUGACCAACGUGGCAAUGUUAUGGGGGUUUGGACUACUCCUCCACGAAGAUCUCGGCCGAGGAGGCUUCGUCGCUCUCUACUUAGCGACUGGUGCCAUCGGAGGGUUCUCAUCACUGGCAUCAGAAGUCUUCCGAAAACGCUGGAUGACGUACAUCUUCGGCUCCAGUGGGAACAUGUUGGGCAUUGCAGCCGCGGUGUGCGCUCUGCAUCCGUAUGGCAACGUGCAGGUCCUGGGUCAGGAGAUUCCCAUGUCGGGUUGGGUCCUGCUUGGUCUAGGAACCGCCUGGAUCGGCUUGGGCGCGUAUAGAGGUGUUGCAGCUAUUGAUCAUGCCGGUCACAUUGCUGGCCUCAUUUCUGGAGGAGCGAUGGGAUGGAAGCUUAGACAAGAAAGUCUUGCUAAAAAGCGAGCUGCGAGUCAAGUAGAGACGGCGUCAGCAUAAUUGUUUUCAUAUUGUAACAUAGAUUUCAAUUUCAAUGACAGAGAAAAAUCAACCAUACUGAUCGACCUCCGUAUGGUGUCGCGUAGUG